Molecule: messenger RNA, 4079 nt
Organism: Perca flavescens (yellow perch)
Lineage: Eukaryota; Metazoa; Chordata; Actinopteri; Perciformes; Percidae
Product: S-adenosylmethionine synthase
Exons: 9
Coding region: 192-1379 (395 amino acids)
Biological process (GO): S-adenosylmethionine biosynthetic process
Molecular function (GO): ATP binding; methionine adenosyltransferase activity
Source: RefSeq, a predicted model, not a curated record
CUGCCUUAUAUAGUGCAGAGUUUCUCGGCUGUUCUCUUUUGCCUUGGGACAGUGCGAUUGGACUGCAGCCCCACUCUCUGUCCCGUCUUUGUCCUCCUGUUUUGAUAAGAAACACGAGAAGAGCUUCUCCGCUCCACAGUCAUCACUUCUGCCACUUUCUAAACAGUCUACGGCACACAAAUUCACACAAAAUGAAUGGCACAGUGGAUGGGAUCUACGACCACGCUCCUCGGGACGGCUCCUUCAUGUUUACCUCCGAGUCUGUGGGAGAGGGACACCCUGAUAAGAUAUGUGACCAGAUCAGUGACGCUGUGCUGGACGCUCACCUGAAGCAGGACGCGGACGCCAAAGUGGCUUGUGAGACGGUGUGUAAGACCGGCAUGGUGCUGCUCUGUGGGGAGAUCACGUCCCGAGCCCACGUGGACUACCAGAAGGUGGUGAGAGAAACCAUCCGAGACAUCGGAUAUGACAACUCAGACAAAGGUUUUGAUUAUAAGACCUGUAACGUGCUGGUGGCCCUCGAAGAGCAGUCCCCCGACAUCGCACAGGGAGUUCAUGUUGAUCGUCUGGAGGAUGACAUUGGAGCUGGAGACCAGGGUCUGAUGUUCGGAUACGCCACAGAUGAAACAGAGGAGUGCAUGCCCCUCACCGUCGUCCUCGCCCACAAACUCAACGCCAAGAUGGCCGAACUGAGACGUAACGGGACCGUCCCCUGGCUCCGCCCGGACUCCAAGACACAGGUGACGGUCCACUACACCCAGGAGAACGGCGCAGUGAUCCCCACCAGGGUUCACACCGUGGUGAUCUCCGUGCAGCACGACGACUACGUGAGUCUGGAGGAGCAGAAGAAGGUCCUGAAGGAGAAGGUCAUCAAGGCCGUGGUCCCCUCGAGGUACCUGGAUGAGAACACCGUCUACCACGUGCAGCCCAGCGGACGCUUUGUGAUCGGGGGGCCCCAGGGUGAUGCUGGAGUGACGGGCAGGAAGAUCAUCGUGGACACGUACGGAGGUUGGGGGGCCCACGGCGGCGGGGCUUUCUCUGGGAAGGACUACACCAAGGUGGACCGCUCGGCGGCCUACGCUGCCCGCUGGGUGGCAAAGUCUCUGGUGAAGGCCAAACUGUGCAGGAGGGUGCUGGUGCAGGUGGCGUAUGCGAUCGGAGUCGCCCACCCGCUCUCCAUCUCCCUCUUCACCUACGGCUCCUCUCAGCUGAGCGAGAAGGAGCUGCUGCAGAUCGUCAAUAAAAACUUUGACCUCAGACCCGGCGUCAUCGUCAGAGACCUGGACCUAAAGAGACCAAUCUACCAGAAGACGGCCUGCUACGGACACUUUGGCAGGAAGGAGUUCCCCUGGGAGGUCCCAAAGAACCUCAACUUCUAGAGUAUCUAUGUGCGUGUGUGUGUGUGUGUGUGUGUGUGUGUGUGUGUGUGUGUGUGUGUGUGUGUGUGUGUGUGUGAUGUAUAGAUAGAUGUCCUUGUGAUCCUGUAACCCAGUAAGGUAAAGGCAGCUGGGUGGGUUCAGAUAAUCACUGGUGAUUGGACGAGGAGAGAAACAGGUUCCAUCCAUAGCGGAUGACCCCUCAAACGUGACAUGACAUGCGAGUGAGCAAACUGGUAUUUUUGUCCCAUCGAUUUGGUUUACAGUGACAUGCCUGCAGUUUGCUUCACACUAAAACUGGUUGUUUGCAACAAUUUUCUGUCCAGAAAUAAGUGAAUGACCAAAAUGUGAAGGGCGAGCAGCCAUGCCUAUGUUUGAACCACUUUAAUGUCUUAAGAAAAAUCUACAUUUUUGUUAUUGUGGUCAGUAUUUUUAUAUGAUUAUUACUGUACAAUGCAGGUUUUAGUGUGCCUUUGGAUGAUCUAAAGCCUUCUGGAAGAUCUUAAAGUUUCACAUAGAGUAAAGUCUGUAGGUGUCAAUAGUUUUUUAGGUUGUUUUUUUUUUCAGCAUGAAAUCAAAUCUGCUCCCUGACGCUACUAUUUUGGUCCAUGUUCAAGAAAAAAAACCUAUUGUUUCUGAAGUUUUAAACGAUCUGGUAUUAAAACAAGAAUGUAAUCCUGCAGACACAGAAGAUAUACAGCAGAUAUACCAAAGAUUGUGAGUCACUCAUAAAUUGUAACCCGAGCAUUUACACCAGUUAUUUUAAUCAUCCUUGUCAGUAUUUUUCUAUGAUAGAUAGCUGGCUGCUGGCAGAGAGUCUGCAGAUAAUCUAAAGUCUUCAACGUUACAGUAUAAACUCUUGCUGUAAACUCUUUAUAAGUUUUGGAAGUUGAUGCGCUAUUGUGUUUUCUCCACCUUUGUUGUAGUUGUAUAUUAUUUGGUAUCGAACCAAAUGACUUGCAAACACUUGAUCUACACAGAAUGACAAUAAAACAAAAGACAAGAUGUGAGGGCAAGAAACAUAUCGUUGCUGUCCAGCAGAAACCUUGUAUCUCCAUAUUUUUACUCAUUUAAAUUUUUUUUUUAUAAAUCAGUGCUAUUGGCAUAGGAGUAAUUUACAGGGGCAAUGGGGGUGUUACAACCCCCAUAAUAAAAACUGUCCAGUGCAACCCACCCAAAGAACCUAUUAUUUUUUCCUUUACAUAAGUCACAUAAAGACAUGUGGACCAUAACUGGAUGCAGAGAAAGUACAAAGUCUUGCAGAAAAAUUCACCAGAAUGCAGAAAAUUAAGUGUUCAAAAUCAGGAGUGGAGAGCUCAACCCCCCCCAACACACACUCCCAAAAAUGUACGCCCUUGGCUAUUGGUCAACCUUUACAUCGGUCUGUGGGUAGCACAAAAAUUUAAACAGUGACCAGGUCGAUUACGUCUGGGGUAAAUAGCUCAAUAAAAUGUUUUUAAUUUAGCCUUUUUUUCAUUUCUUAAAAAAAACAAAAAAACAGUUUUGACCCAAAUCCCAAAGAAGUUUCAAAUGUUAGAGGUGGAAAUUAGAGAAAACCGGAGCUUUAAGUUUCAUAUUAUUCUGUGCUGAAACAUUAUAAAUUUCAUUAAGAGCUAUGGACACUUGGCAAAGCAAAGAUGAGAUGAGAUCUAGACGUCCCAAAGAUGUUUCAAAUGUCAGCAACUCAUAACUUUGGAAUCCUGAAUGCUUCCUAACAUUUCUGUUUAUAUAAUAAGACAGCUGCAAGUUUCACUGGACGAUCUAAAGCAGUGAUCCACAACCCGUUUUCCUUAAGGGGACCCAUUUUCUAUCAGUGAGUAAACUGACGACACCUAAUGGCAUUUUUUCAUUACAUGGUACCGACUCGACUCUACUUUUUUGGGUUCCAUUAUGAAAAAAAACUUUUUUUUUUUUAAAUGAAGAAAUGCUGAGAUAUAGGCAAUAGUAUAUUAGUAUGUUUUAAAAGUUGUCUUACACUCCUUAAAAUCCAGAAGGCCUCGGAGGCUCUGUGAAGCUUUGGCGGCCCCCAGUGGGGAUCAGGAGCCCCAUGUUGGAAACCAGUGAUCUAAAGCCUUUAAAAAGGUCUUAAAAUGAUUGCAUACUGUAUGUACGGAAGAGGAUUAGGGCCACAUGUGAAUAAAUGUAUUGACUGACUCUUUUUUUUUUCAAAGUUAAAAAAUAAAUAAAUCAGAGUUCUGAGAAAAAAAUCAUUUUGACUGUUUUCUCAGAAGAAUUCUGACUCUUUUUAAAUUUAAAAACGUAAAAAAAAAAAUUAGACCUAAAACUCAGAACUCAAAUACAUUUUUCACAUGUGGCCCUAAUCCUCUUCCAAACAUAUAGACUGAAAGUCUUACUAGUUUUUAGGGUUUCAGUUGGAAAUAAAUGCACAAACCUGCAUUCUGAACAGAUGUUUUAAAUUGGAUAUAUAUAUAUAUAUAUAGACACUAAAAACUGAAUGUCAUCAAGACCUGCAGACACACAAAGCAACAAUAAACAAAGUGUUUAAAUGUCGUGGAAUCAGAGAAAAACCUGAAAAUCUGGAACCUUGUGUGACGUGUUUCUCAUCUAAAAUCUCAUUCUUUCAUUGUCAUUAAUCCUGGAAAAUUAUGUAAAUAUGUUUUUUUUUCAACAAUAAAACAUUUUAACAAGAAGCAUUUCAUUUCUCUUCAAGGCGGCAUGUAUGAAUAAACAGAAAUGUUUUUA